Molecule: messenger RNA, 1949 nt
Organism: Stegastes partitus (bicolor damselfish)
Lineage: Eukaryota; Metazoa; Chordata; Actinopteri; Pomacentridae
Gene: aatf
Product: apoptosis antagonizing transcription factor
Exons: 1
Coding region: 50-1678 (542 amino acids)
Biological process (GO): regulation of transcription by RNA polymerase II
Cellular component (GO): nucleolus; nucleus
Source: RefSeq, a predicted model, not a curated record
GAACCGUCCCGAGCGCCUCACACGUGCGGUUGUUGUAAAACUUUGAGCCAUGGCAGGCUCGUUUUCUCAGGAGCUCGAGGAUUUGCUGAAUCCUUUGCCGAAAUUUGCGGAUCCAGAAGAUGAUGACGACGAAGCGACCAAAGCCAGAGUGAUAGACAGGUUCAAUGAGGAAGAGGAGGAGGAAGAAGAUGAGGUCGGCUUCAGUGCGCUGAGGAAGAGCAACACAACCCUGCUGUCGGACACGGACAGGCGGUACGUGGGGAAGGCAGUAUCCCGUAAACAGCUGCUGAUGGAUGUGGAAGGAUCUGAGGAGGAGGAAGAGGAGGGUAGCGGAGAGGAAGGGGACUCUAUGGGGGAUGAAGAGGUAGAUGAUGAUGAUGAUGAUGGUGAAGGUGAUUUAGAGGAAGAAGAUGAUGGUGAUGAUGAUGAUGAGGAGUUGCUGGACAAUGAUUCAGAUGGUGAAGUUUCAUCCAAGAGGAAGGGCUCUGACGUGAGCUUUCCUCAAGGAGUGGACUUCCACAAACUCACAGAGGGCAUGGACGACCUGGGAGUGAGCGAGGAGGACGAUGAUGAUGACGAGGAAUCCGAAGGCAGCGACGACGAUGAAGACGCAGGCUCCGAUGAUGAAGAGGAGAUGGAGGACGAGGAGGACGGGGGAGCCGUGCGCACGUUUUCUCAGGAUAAAGUGGACGAGGAGGUGGAGAAGGGCACGGCCGUGAAGAACCAGCUCGCCCUGUGGGACCAGCUGCUCGAAGGCCGGAUCAAACUCCAAAAAGCCCUGGUGACCACCAACCAGCUGCCCCAGCCGCCCACCUUCUCGGAGUUCAGGAGGAGGGGUGGGGCCGAGCUGGCGGGGGCGCUGAAGAACAGCCACAAGGCUCUGAAGGCUCUGCAGAGGUCCCUGCUGGAGCUGCACGACCAGCUGCUGCACCAGAGCGCCGACACAAGGAGCAUCGCAGCGGGGGAGAGCGAGGACGAGGAGAUAAACAGUGACGAAGGAGAUGAAGGGCCAGUGCUGCGGGCUGGAGCACCCAAACGAAAGCUGGAGAUGGCAGAGUACCCGGACUUCAUGGCCAAGCGGUUUGCAGCUUUCCAGCCAUAUCGUGACGCCACGCUGCAGAAGUGGCACGACAAAACCCGGCUGACUCAGGGCAAGAGCAGCAGCAAAGGGUUCGGGGCGUUCGACAGGAGCAUUCUGACCCAGGUGGAGCAGGUGCUGAUGGACAACGAGAGGCUGGUGAGGCGCACACAGACCCGCCGCUCAGAGUACAGAGUCCUGGGGAAGAAAGAGGCCUCCGUGGUCGUCUCGGAGAAUCCAGAGGGAGCAGAGCAGCAGCUGAAGGCCAACACGCAUCUGAAAGAUCUGGACGAGGACAUAUUCGACGACGAUGACUUCUACCACCAGCUGCUCAGAGAGCUCAUCGAGCGCAAGACGAGUGCGGCGGACCCCAACGACCAGGUGGCGAUGGGGCGGCAGUGGCUCGCCAUCCAGAAGCUGCGCAGCAAGAUCAAGAAGAAGGUGGACACCAAAGCCAGCAAGGGCCGCAAAGUCCGCUUCCACGUCCACAGCAAGCUGGUCAACUUCAUGGCGCCCGUUGAUCACAGCUCGAUGAGCGACGAGGCGCGCAGCGAGCUGUACCGAGGCCUGUUUGGGCAGAACGCCGCCGUCAGGGAGUAAAGACGGAGUUUCUAAACCCAGGAGUGAUGAGGCUGCUUCUGCUGUCCAUCAGCAGAAGCUCCUCACACUGGGUGGACAGUUCUGGUGCUCUGCCUGGAUUUAAAUCAAAUGGACUCAUGCAGUUCUUUGUAAAUACUUUUAAUACCUCAGUGUGUCUCUGCCCAAUGAACUGACUGUUUCCGUCAAACUUCAAAGCACAAUGAGAGAUGAAACACUUUUAGUCUUGUUUCUGUCUUUUAUAAUUCAAGUAAACUGAUUGUUUACAUCCAAA